Molecule: messenger RNA, 527 nt
Organism: Zychaea mexicana
Lineage: Eukaryota; Fungi; Mucoromycota; Mucoromycetes; Mucorales; Lichtheimiaceae
Product: bola-like protein-domain-containing protein
Exons: 4
Coding region: 50-370 (106 amino acids)
Source: RefSeq, a predicted model, not a curated record
CAAGAAGUUCCCAACCACCCCAACUUUUAUAACACGCACACGUUUAAAAAUGGCCACCAAGGGUCCCAUUGAGGAAGCCGCUGAGCGCAAGAUCACCGAGGCUCUCGAGCCAUCCACUUUGGAGAUUGUUAAUGAAUCUCAUUUGCACGCUCACCAUGCUGCCAUGCGUGGCAACACAAACCCUGAAACUCAUUUCCGUAUUACGAUCGUGUCCGAAAACUUUGCAGGAAAGACUAUGAUGCAACGACAUCGUCUAGUAUAUGGACUAUUAAACGAAGAACUGCAAAACGGUAUCCAUGCAUUAUCGUUGAAAACGAAGACCAAGGAGGAGAUGGAAAAGGCAGCAGCAAAGCAGCAACAGCAACAAUAGUACCAUAGCAGCGAGAGAAGAAAUCAACGACGACAUUCAAAUACAUCUUAUACUUUAUGUUUUCACCUAUAAUCACGCAUCCCCUUACAUUACAUUAUAUAAGAAGAAAAACCUUAAUACAACAACAAGAAAAGAGAAAGAGACGAAAACGUCAUUU